GGAGCUAUAAUGACAUUACUUUCUGGUGGUGGAAGUUUCUUUAUCCUGUUUUUGCAAGUACUGGGGGAGAGUAAGCUGACAGGCAAUGUCAACUCGGAGCGGUAUUCGAAUACUGAAUAUCUGAUGGCGUCUACUUGUAAUCAGUUACGCCUUGUUAGCGAGCUGGCUGAAGAGUAACCUCUUAUCAUCCGAGUUAACCGUCAUCUCACCAGCAUGGUCAACAACCAACAGAAAAAGGGGGAGAAGCGGGUUCUGAUCUUGCUAGACAUCACGCUGCUGAAACAUGGUUAUGAUUGUGGACUGUGGCCCAAUGGGAAUUCUGCUGCUGCCCCAAACUCAGGACCUACAGUACAGGCCCCCUACAACGCCUCAGAACAACUCAAGGCUAUGGUGGAAGCCGACGACAGUGUACCCUCGAAAUCAAUGGGGGGCCCCAUUGGAUACCAUGAGGACUCACCUGAUUACGUAGGGGUGGCGGAGGAGACAGCUCAGCCCCUACCAGAAACCAAAUGUGGGCCCGGGAAAGUAUAUUUCUUCAGUAGAUGACCCCAGCUGAAACCGGCAAACAAGAAGUUUUGCAACCUAAACAAUGUUUAUGAGAUGACGUUCACAAGUGACACACAGGUGGUACCUUGUCAGUCUGAGGAUGGACAAGCAUUCCUCCAACUCAAGUUCAACUUUGCUCUCUCUGCUCAGUCUCUCGCUGACACACCCCCGGACACUAUCGUUGACAUUAAUUGUGUUUGCAAAAGUGCUACAGAUUUACAGACCUUGGUAGCCAGAACCACCAAUCGAGAGAGCUAAAGAAGCGAGAGGUCACUUUGGCUUGACCAUUCUCUGACAGCUCCGUGCAUGUGGACACUAUGGGGGACGCAAGCAGAGUGGCGCAAAUUAU
Homalodisca vitripennis (glassy-winged sharpshooter) is the source of this 895-nucleotide messenger RNA. It is a transcript of the gene RpA-70, whose product is annotated as replication protein A 70 kDa DNA-binding subunit. Lineage: Eukaryota; Metazoa; Arthropoda; Insecta; Hemiptera; Cicadellidae. The record is from RefSeq and is a predicted model, not a curated record.